AUGGCUUGCAUGGAGCUUCUCUACCUGGCCGAGGAGAGCAGGCAGGCGCCCCUGGGCACCGCUGCCGGCUGGAGCCUGCCAUCCCCUCCCUGCGAGCAGCAGCAGCAGCAGCAUGAGGGGGGUGAGGUGGACCCCAGAGCAGCCGCUGCCGUGGCAGCCCUGCACUGCGAAAGGCAUUGCAAGCCCUUGCAGAGGGGCCCUGUGGCUGAGCCGCCCCCAGCACCCCAGUCCUUCACCCUGGGCACCUCUCCCUGGGAGCACCCUGCACUCCCCGGCACCUCCCAGCCCUGCCACCCACCCGAGUGCUUGCCUGGGGAAGAUGGAGGGAAGAAGAAAGCCUGCUGCUGUGCCCAGGAACUUGAGACAUCAUUCACCUACGUGGAUGAAAAUGUAAACCUGGAGCAUGCAAGAAGUCCCCCCAGUCCUACAGACGGCCGCUGCCAGGGUGCGCCUCUGCAGCAGCGUUCCUGCAGGGAUCUGCCACCUGAGUGGGUGCACGAUUCUCCUUCCCUGGUCUCUGAGGAGGACGACACUGCCUCGGAGGUGGCGGCUGGGAAAUCCGUGGACUACGGGUUCAUUAGUGCCAUUUUGUUCCUGGUUAGUGGCAUUUUGCUGGUGAUCAUUUCCUAUGUGGUACCCAGAGAUGUGACUGUGGAUCCCAACACCGUGGCUGCCCGGGAGAUGGAGAGGCUGGAGAAUGAGAGCGCUCGGAUUGGGGCUCACUUGGACCGCUGUGUUAUCGCCGGGCUGUGUCUCUUAACCCUGGGGGGAGUGGUGCUCUCCAGCCUGCUGAUGAUGUCCAUGUGGAAAGGGGAGCUGUACCGGAGGAGCAGGUUUGCGUCCUCCAAGGAGUCUGCGAAGCUCUAUGGGUCUUUCAAUUUCAGAAUGAAGUCUGGUGCAAACGAUAAUAUGCUCGAGCUGUCAUUAGUUGAGGAAGAUGUGCUUGCCGUAGAUAAUUAG
This is a messenger RNA of Gavia stellata (red-throated loon), 960 nucleotides long. RefSeq names its product transmembrane protein 74 (gene TMEM74). NCBI's taxonomy places the organism in Eukaryota, Metazoa, Chordata, Aves, Gaviiformes, Gaviidae. The record is from RefSeq and is a predicted model, not a curated record. The coding region runs from base 1 to 960 and encodes 319 amino acids. The transcript has a single exon.